CUUUCAUGGGGUUUUUGACCUAUUUUUUUAGCAACAACAACAAAGGCAUUAAUAAUAAGCAGAAUGAAGAAGAGGUAAUUUAAUUUUAUAUGUAGAUUUGGAUAUAUGAUUUGGUUUAUGAACAUCUUACAUCCCCAAUCUGGAAAAUUGCUAUUAUGGAAUUCGUAGAUGAGAAUUGCAUUAUUUUUGAUGAUGAAGAACAAUACACGCUAGAAUAAGAAUAGAAAUUCCAAUAAUUUAAGGAAUUGAUAUCUUCAUAAUUUGAUAAUAUGUUGAAUGAAUAUGGAUUAACCAAUUAGCAAUUGACCAAACAAAUCUUAAUAGGAUUGGCACAUCCCCAACAUAAGAAUAUCUUCUAAUAAAUAAUAGCAAUAAAUGAUUACAGAAUUUUCAGAAAAUAAAUGAUAACGAGAAAUAAAGAAUUAGAGUUGGAAGCAUUGGAGGAACUAGAAAAAUAGGAUAGAAUUAAAUUAUAAUAAUAACAACAUUUGAAUAUUUAGUAAUACAUAAAUAUAAUAUUACUUAAGAUAGCCAGCAGCAGAAUUUGAUUAGCAUUUUGAAUUAAAACGAUUGCAAAUAGAAAAAGAAAAGGCAGAAUUAGAAUUGGCUAUUGAUUUAUCAAAAAAAGCAGAGGAUGAGCAGAAGCGUCUUAUGGAAAUAUAAAAUGAUGAAUUCCUCAAUAAAAUACUAGAGCAAAGCUUGCAAGAAUUCAAGUAACUGUAUUUAUGAAAUAAUUAAAGUGAAUUGCAAAAGAAGUUGGAAAUAGUUCAAAAAAGAGAAUCAGAACUCAAAUCAUAACCCCAAUACAAGUAAUCAGAAAUCUUCAAGUCUAUCAAGAAUGUUAAAUAUCCGUCAUUUACAAGUUAUACCUAAAGACAGGAGGAGAAAUACGAUUAGAAUCAGAAUCAUAUUAAUUAAGAGCCUUAAAGCAGUCAUAUAGUUCAUCAAUAGGACUUUCAAAAUGAUUUUCAUCAAGUCUAAUUAGCAAAGGAUUAUUCAUUUAAACCUCCAGUAAUUGAGAGGGUGAGCUCGGAACUAAUAGACGAAAGUGCUAUAAUACCCAAUGAGGCUAUGCAUGAUCAAAGGCUAAAGAUGGAACAAUAAAAGAAUAUCCUAAUUAGAAAGAAAAAUGAAAUCAUUAAAUCUGAGUUACUGAAGUUUGAAUAGGAUAAAAAACCCUAGACAAUAAAUUAGGUAAUAAUGUUUUAAAUUAAUUCUUAGACGUAAUAUUAAUAGAAGUGAUCAGGCA
This is a messenger RNA of Paramecium octaurelia, 1249 nucleotides long. The record is from the annotation of a GenBank genome assembly. Lineage: Eukaryota; Ciliophora; Oligohymenophorea; Peniculida; Parameciidae.